This is a messenger RNA of Caenorhabditis remanei, 519 nucleotides long. RefSeq lists its product as uncharacterized. The transcript is spliced from 2 exons. Lineage: Eukaryota; Metazoa; Nematoda; Chromadorea; Rhabditida; Rhabditidae. The coding region runs from base 1 to 519 and encodes 172 amino acids. The record is from RefSeq and is a predicted model, not a curated record.
AUGUUCCGUGCAAUCUUCGACGCCUUCAAUUUCACCUCAACCACCACUGAGGAUUCAGAAGAUGCGCCAUCAGUCACACAAACACAAAACGAGAACAUUGAUGAGGAUGGAUGGGUGAACUUCACGCAUCCAGAAGACGGGGAUGACACCUUCGCCAUCGUCGAGAAUCCCGAGAUUAUGGAGAUGGAUGAGAUGACGAUGGACGAUGAAAUCGAGACGGGGACCACGUUGGGACGACCGGAACUCGAAGCGAUCAAGCGACGAGAGAAACUGAAUUUGGCUAAAGCAAAGACCGCUUUUAGGAAUCAUUUGGAGUCAGUGAUGUUUGCCGAUCCAAAAUCUGGAAAAGACGUGCGAACCACUAAGACUACUCAUGGUUCGACCCAUUCUGGCGUCUCGAACUCAUCCAAUUCAAUUCGCCGCCUCAAUACCCAAUCCCAACGAUCGAAGAAGUCUUCUGGAAAGAGCAACGAUCGUAAAACUCACCGAGUCUCCGAUCUUCAACUCACUGAAGCUUAA